AUGGGGAAUUUAGGGUGUGGGAAUGGAAAUGAUGGGAAGCCGGGACCAAAGCUUGGUGCACUGGGAAAUGGGAACUUAAACCCGGGGCCGGGGUGUGGGAAUGGAAACGAAGGGAGAGGACCAGAGCUUGGUGCACCAGGAAAUGGGAACUUAAACCCGGGGCCGGGGUGUGGGAAUGGAAACGAAGGGAGAGGACCAGAGCUUGGUGCACCAGGAAAUGGGAACUUAAACCCGGGGCCAGGGUGUGGGAAUGGAAAUGAAGGGAGGCCAGGACCGGAGCUUGGUGCACCAGGAAAUGGGAACUUAAACCCGGGGCCAGGGUGUGGGAAUGGAAAUGAAGGGAAUCCAGGACCAGCGCUUGGUGCACCAGGGGAUGGGAACUUAAACCCGGGGCCAGGGUGUGGGAGUGCAGGGAACCCAGGACUAGAACUUGGUGCACCAGGAAUUGGGAACUUAAACCCAGGGAAACCAAACCGAGGCCAGCCGAACCCCCAUUCAGGAUUUGCAGCUUGA
Molecule: messenger RNA, 513 nt
Organism: Chenopodium quinoa (quinoa)
Lineage: Eukaryota; Viridiplantae; Streptophyta; Magnoliopsida; Caryophyllales; Amaranthaceae
Product: myosin heavy chain IB-like
Exons: 1
Coding region: 1-513 (170 amino acids)
Source: RefSeq, a predicted model, not a curated record